AUGUCAUUUAGUUCACUAUUGCCACCCCCCAAACAUUCAAACAACAAUAAUAAUAAAUCAGGUCAAAAACUUAGCAAUGUCAAUGAGAUUCAAGUUAAGGCUUUGCUAGCAGAAAAAUAUCGUGAAAAAGAUAAUGAGAUUCACAAGAAUAAUGUUUUAGAGACUAUGUUUAAUGGAGGAGUCUCAUUUCAAGACUUUUUGCCCGUAAGACAGAGGAAUUUUGACCUGAGCAUACCUCUCCCUACACAGGAACUAAUUGACGAAACCUUUAGACGAACAAAGGAUGCCUUUGAUAUAUUGUUAUCUAAGAAAUUAGAAAAGCCUGGGAAUAUGGUUAUCAGUAAUAAAAUUGCAAGUAUGUCAUCCAAGGUUAUUCAUAAAGUAUCAAAUCAAAAUACUGAAAGAGUUAUUACCAUAACGCAACAUGCACAAGAUCCAUUACAGCCUGUUACAUUUAAAGCUAAAAAGGUUGUAGCACCUCCAGUUGAAUCCACACAAGUUCCAAUAUUCCACAAAACAGAUGCCAAUGUUGCUGAAAGUAAAAAAAUAUCAGAUGAAGAAAGGGAGAAAUGGAAUAUUCCAUCUGCCGUGUCAAAUUGGAAAAAUCCGAAAGGUUAUGCGAUUGCAUUGGACAAGAGAGUUAAUUCUGGGGCUACAGUUGAAACUGAUGCAAGCAAGAAGUUUUCAGAACUUUCAUCUGCAUUAGAAAUAGCAGAUCGUGAAGCGAGGGAAGAAUUGAAGAUGAAAGCAGAAGCCAAGAAGCAAUUAGCAGAGCAAGAACUUCAAGAGAAAGAAAUGAAGCUUCGUAUUUUAUCUAAUAGAGCUAGAGAAGAAAGAGAGAGGCAGAGAAAGAGUAGAUAUCAGGGCAGAAUUACUACAGGUGAUAAUAUCGAUUAUAGUGAAAGAGAACGUGAGGACAAUAGACGUGUUAAAAAAUUAGAUACCGAAAAAGCAUUGAAGAGGUCUAGAAUGAGUACAGCUGAUAGAUUAAGGGAGUUGGCGUAUGCACAAGGUAGAGAUAUAUCCGACAAAGUCAUAUUGGGUGCGGCAAAAGCUACAGAGACAUCAGAAAUCACUUAUGAUUCAAGAUUAUUUUCGAAAGCUGCCAAUGCUAACGCUAAGAGAUCAGAUGAUCAGGUGUACGAAAAUCCACUAUUUGUCCAACAAGAUAUUAAUAACAUCUAUCGUGUUAAUGCCAGUAAACUUGAUAAAACAAUAAAUGAGGAAAAAGAUUCGGACAUCAACGGUUCUAACAGCUCUAAUUACUCAACCCAUGGGCCUAUUGAAUUCACAGCUGCCGAAACGGACAAUGGGAAUAGUGAAGGCAGGAAGUAG
Molecule: messenger RNA, 1335 nt
Organism: Vanderwaltozyma polyspora DSM 70294
Lineage: Eukaryota; Fungi; Ascomycota; Saccharomycetes; Saccharomycetales; Saccharomycetaceae
Gene: PRP45
Product: mRNA splicing protein PRP45
Exons: 1
Coding region: 1-1335 (444 amino acids)
Biological process (GO): mRNA splicing, via spliceosome
Cellular component (GO): spliceosomal complex
Source: RefSeq, a predicted model, not a curated record